AUGGCCACCUCAAGCCCUGCCGCCGACAUCAACCUCAUCGCCCGCUUCCUAGCGCACGAGCAGAUCCAAGAUCUCUCCCAAGCCCCGCCAACAGACUGCAUCGUCCUUUGCGGAUCCGCAAUCCUCCACUGCGCAGAGACCGUAUUCUCUGCCUUGGAAAAGAAUCCCAACCUGGCCAGGACACUCGUUAUCUGCGGCGGCAUCGGGCACUCGACCAAACACCUCUACACCACCGUCGCCCAGAGCCCAAGAUACGCCGCCCUUCUGCCAGAGAUCCAGGCUCGGCCCGAAUCACGCGUCCUCGAUACCAUCUUCGAACGCGUCUACGACAGAGCCAGCAUCGCGCGAGCAGGUUGCACCAUCCUCAUCGAGGACCAAUCAACCAACUGCGGAGCCAACGCCAUGGAAACGCGCAAGAUCUUAGAAGCGCACAGUAUCCCCACGCCGGAAUCAUUCAUCAUCGUACAAGAUCCUACGAUGUCGAUACGAACGCUCGCCGCUUUCAGGAAGACUUAUGAGGAUAUAUCUCCUCCUCCGACAUUCACGGCCUGUCCGACCUUUAUGCCCGAGAUGAGGAUGCUUGAAGGUAAGCUUGAGUAUGUAACAGCGAGAGGGGUUGAUCCAAGUGGAUUGUGGGAGUUGGGUCGCUUUUGUGAUUUAGUGGUAGGUGAGAUUCCGAGGCUGAGAGAUGAUCCCCAGGGGUACGGUCCCAAGGGUAGGGGGUUCAUUGAGCAUGUUGAGAUACCUGGUGAGGUGGAGGAAGCUUGGACAAGGCUGGAGAGUGGCAUGGCUGGGGGGAGAGUCAGACUCGCGAGUUGA
Endocarpon pusillum Z07020 is the source of this 819-nucleotide messenger RNA. RefSeq lists its product as uncharacterized. The transcript has a single exon. Bases 1 to 819 code for a protein of 272 amino acids. The record is from RefSeq and is a predicted model, not a curated record. NCBI's taxonomy places the organism in Eukaryota, Fungi, Ascomycota, Eurotiomycetes, Verrucariales, Verrucariaceae. Gene Ontology annotation, cellular component: plasma membrane.